CUGUCAACCACAAAGGCUAUGUUCUGCGUCAUGGUCUGAGACAGUAAAUGCUCCCGAAUGCCAGGUGCUGGAACCAUAGGAGGGAAGACUGCAGCCCUUGUGCUCGGGUCCUGUUUGCGGGUUUUCCUUUUUCGGCAUUUGGGGUUGACUACUGUGAGGACAGGUCACUGGACUGAGUUGGCCACUAGCCUGAUCCUGCAGGCUCUUCCUAUGCUCGUGUUUUGCCCCUGGGCAGUGAUGGCCACUAAUUUGGAUGGCUUUUAAAGAGAAUUAGCUGAAUUCAUGGAGGAGAUAAGCUACUGUCAAUGGCUGCUGAGCAGGAUAGCUAUGUUCCACCUCCUUGAUUGGAGGCAAUAAUGCUUCUGAAUACUAGCUGCUGGAAACCAUGGGAGGGGAGAGUGUUCUUGUGCUCAUGUUCUGGUAUCUGGUCGGCCACUGUGAGAACAGGUUGCUGGAUUAGAUGGACCACUGACCUUAUCCAGCAGGCUCUUCUUAUGUUUGUGAGUGAGGUACUGUAGUGAUCCUCUCUUCUCAGUGUUGAAUUUGAAAGAGCCAAAGUACAGUCACGUGAGGAGCUGGUGACCUUCAAGAAGGCGUCUGUGUAUCUUUCUGGGUGGGGAGGAGUGGGUUCAGCUGGUACCUUCUGUGUGCAAAGCAGGUACUCUAUCUCUGAGUUGUGGCCUCAGCACCAUCCCACACCAGCUGUGUCAUCUAGGGUCAUUUAGUCCAGCCCCCUGCAGUGCAAUAACCACAGCUAAGGAAUACCUGACAAGUGGCUGUCCAGCCUCCCUUUCAAAACCUCCAGUGAAGAGGUUGAUGCCUUUGCCUUUUUCGGUGCUUAAUGUCAUUGGUAGGUUUAGGAUGAGAUGGUGCAUCUGUGCUGCUUUGACUGCUCAGAAACACCUCCCCACCCCCCACAGUUAUUAUGUUUAUUUUCCAUUUUGUUUCUUUGUAAGGCUGGAUUCCUGUGCACGCUUAUCCGAGGGUUUGUCAACAUGACCAAGAGAACUGAUAGCCUCCACUUCCAGUUCGACAACUAUGGGGACUCGAUGCUGCAAAAAAUGGACAAGCUGAGGGAAGAGAAGAAGUUUUGUGAUGUCACGGUCCACAUAGACAACCUUGAGGUUCACGGCCACAAGAUAGUCUUUGCUGCUGGCUCCCCUUUCCUAAGGGAUCAGUUCCUGCUGAAUGACUCCAAGGAAGUGAAAAUCUCCAUCCUCCAGAGUUCGGAGGUUGGGAGGCAGCUGCUUCUGUCCUGCUACACUGGUGUCCUGGAGUUUCCCGAGAUGGAGUUGGUGAACUACCUGACGGCGGCUAGUUUUCUUCAGAUGAGCCACAUUGUGGAGCGCUGCACACAGGCCCUGUGGAAAUUCAUCCGGCCAAAACAUCAGCUUGAAAACAAGGAGGAGGGGAAGCAGCCGCAGCAGACUGACUCUUCAGAGCCAAACGAGUGCCCAAGGAUGGGGAGUAAGGAGGAGGAGGAGGAAGAUGACUCCUUGCUUCCAGACUCUCCAUGCAUCCAACCCUCUGAAGACAGCCUGGACAUGGACGAUAGCGACAUCCAAAUUGUGAAGGUGGAGUCCAUUGGGGAGGUUGCAGAGGUCAGAAGCAAGAAGGACCAGAACCAGUUUAUUUCCUCAGAGCAGCAGAACAGCCUCCACUCAUCAGAGCCUCAGCACUCCCUCAUCAAUUCCACGGUGGAGAACCGAGCUGGUGACCUGGAGCAAGGCCAACUCCACAACUACACCCUCUCGUACAUGGGGGGAGACAGCCUCAUCAUGGCUUCCAAAGACAUGUUUGGCACCAGCAACCGGGGGGUGGACAAAGGCCUUCAGUGGCACCACCAGUGCCCCAAGUGCACACGUGUUUUCCGGCAUCUGGAGAACUACGCCAACCACUUGAAGAUGCACAAGCUUUUCAUGUGCCUGCUGUGCGGCAAGACCUUCACACAGAAGGGCAACUUGCACCGGCACAUGCGGGUGCAUGCGGGCAUCAAGCCCUUCCAGUGCAAGAUCUGUGGGAAGACCUUCUCGCAGAAGUGCUCCUUACAGGACCAUCUCAACCUGCACAGUGGGGACAAGCCCCACAAAUGCAACUACUGUGACAUGGUUUUUGCCCACAAGCCCGUCCUUAGGAAGCACCUCAAGCAGCUCCAUGGCAAGAACAGCUUUGACAACGCCAAUGAGAGGAACGUCCAGGACAUUGCCGUGGAUUUUGACUCCUUCAGCUGCAGCUCAGGCACAGACUCAAAAGGCUGCCAGCAGGCCGAGGCCAGUCAGGUGCUGGACACCGGGAAACUGGCACAGGCAGUGCUCAGUUUGCGGAGCGAAAGCGCCUGAGCGAGUUGAAAUGGGUGGUGGAGCACCUCUCUAUGAGCAUUGGGGCAAGAAGAGCCGUGAAGAGCUGCUUCAGGCUUUGGACUGGGGUAUCAGCCUAAGACAGGAGUGCCUGGCGUGCUCUGGUCCAUGGGGUCACGAAGAGUCGGACACGACUAAACAACAACAACAUCAGCCCAAGAGGCUCUGCUGGAUGAGCUGUGGGGGCUGAACUGAAAAUUGUAGCAAGUCUUCUGCCCUAGAGUGGUUUGAUGUGUUUGGUGACUCCAAGUGUCUUUGUCCCUAGUGUGGAAAGAACAGAGGCCUAAGCCUGCCUCCUUUGAUAUUUAGGUAAGGCAGCGCUGGAUGGCCCCCUUUUUUUGAAGGGUAGUUGAAUUGUACCUCCAAGAAGCAGUUACCAGUUUGUGGGCUGAAAGAGCAAAUACAGACAUACCCUGUGAUAGAUAUGUUUUUCAACGGGGGGGGGGGGGAUUUUGAGUUCUUAUGGGGAGAAAGCACUGGAUAAUUAUAAGCUCUUAAUAUUUGUUAGUCCAUCUGUGAUUUUUUAAAACUGUAUUGUUUAACAUUGGA
Podarcis muralis (Common wall lizard) is the source of this 2906-nucleotide messenger RNA. It is a transcript of the gene ZBTB26, whose product is annotated as zinc finger and BTB domain containing 26. Gene Ontology annotation, biological process: regulation of transcription by RNA polymerase II. Lineage: Eukaryota; Metazoa; Chordata; Lepidosauria; Squamata; Lacertidae. The record is from RefSeq and is a predicted model, not a curated record. Gene Ontology annotation, molecular function: protein binding; RNA polymerase II cis-regulatory region sequence-specific DNA binding; DNA-binding transcription factor activity, RNA polymerase II-specific.